AUGCUCAAAAUCCAGACAUCCAUCGGCACAGGCUACGAUCUUUCCAAUUCAGUUUUCUCUCCGGAUGGUCGGAAUUUUCAGGUAGAGUAUGCUGUUAAAGCUGUUGAGAACGGCGGCACCGCGGUCGGUAUCCGGUGUAAGGAUGGUGUCGUUCUAGCUGUUGAGAAAAUAAUCACUAGCAAACUUCUUAAGCCUGGGGCGAAUAAGCGGAUAUCUACUGUCGACCGCCACGUUGGUAUUGUUUCGGCUGGACUAGCUCCCGAUGGCCGUCAUUUUGUUUCUCGUGCGCGCGAUGAGGCCUCCUCUUGGCGGGGUAUCUACAAAGGUCCUAUUACCGUUUCCGCUUUAGCCAACCGUCUUGGUGGCUAUGUGCAGGCGUACACCUUGUACUCUAGCGUUCGACCCUUUGGUGUAACCUCGAUCGUUGGGGGCUGGGACUCUGAAGCUGAGCUUGCCGUGGAUGGCCAAGGUGCGAAAUCCGGAGGCCCUGGUCUAUAUAUGAUCGAACCAAGCGGAUUGUACUGGGGUUAUUACGGGGCUGCCACUGGCAAGGGAAGACAGGCAGCCAAAGCUGAGCUUGAAAAGCUAGAUCUAGCAUCGGAGAAGCUGAGUCUACAGGAGGCUGUGAAGGAGGCUGCUAGGAUUAUAUAUGUUGCCCACGAGGACAACAAGGACAAGGAAUUUGAGCUUGAAAUGAGCUGGAUCAGCUCAGUAGACGGCCCAACAAAAGGCAGACAUGAGGAGGUGCCAACAGAACUACUUGAAGAGGCAGAGCGAACCGCUAAGCGAGCCCUAGAAGGCGACGAUGAGGAAGAGGAAGAUGGAGCGAAAGCGACUGGCAAUGAGGGCGAGCGAAUGGAAGAGUAA
Molecule: messenger RNA, 867 nt
Organism: Aspergillus versicolor CBS 583.65
Lineage: Eukaryota; Fungi; Ascomycota; Eurotiomycetes; Eurotiales; Aspergillaceae
Product: proteasome core particle subunit alpha 7
Exons: 5
Coding region: 1-867 (288 amino acids)
Biological process (GO): ubiquitin-dependent protein catabolic process
Cellular component (GO): nucleus; proteasome core complex; proteasome core complex, alpha-subunit complex
Source: RefSeq, a predicted model, not a curated record